This is a messenger RNA of Arachis stenosperma, 1239 nucleotides long. RefSeq lists its product as uncharacterized. The record is from RefSeq and is a predicted model, not a curated record. The coding region runs from base 144 to 743 and encodes 199 amino acids. Lineage: Eukaryota; Viridiplantae; Streptophyta; Magnoliopsida; Fabales; Fabaceae. Gene Ontology annotation, biological process: protein insertion into mitochondrial inner membrane. Gene Ontology annotation, molecular function: transmembrane protein transporter activity. The transcript has 4 exons. Gene Ontology annotation, cellular component: TIM22 mitochondrial import inner membrane insertion complex.
UAAAUUUUAGCUUAUUCAUUAUAUGGGGAGAUGACUGGUGCUCCACUCUGUUCCUAGUUCCGUUUCAGAAAACCUGUGUCACUGCAUUUGGCACUGUAACGCAAAACCCGUGGAAUCAACAAGAAUUGAAGAGUAUAUUCGAAAUGGGCGCUGAAAAUGAAGAAGCCCCUGAGAGAGAGCUCAACACUUUGCCUCCUUCUAAUGGAUGGAAAAACCGCAUCUUAAUCCCAACCCUUCUUGCAGGGGUUGCUGGUGCUGGAACUGGAUUAAUCUCGAAGCAUCGGAAGAGUCUUGGUCUUGCAAAUAUUACUGCCAGCUAUGCUGCUAAUUUUGCCAUCGUCACUGGUUGCUAUUGCGGGGCACGAGAAUUUGUGACAGAAACUAGAAAAACAGGACCUGAUGAUUUAUGGAACUCUGUAGUUGCUGGAUUUGGAACAGGUGCUCUUCUAGGGCGUCUGCAAGGCGGUCAACUUGGGGCGGUUCGAUACUCUGUCAUCUUCGCUGUUGUAGGGACAACAAUAGAUUAUGCUACUCUCAAAGCGAAAGACUUUUUGAGAGAUCAAACUAAAAUAAUACAUCAGGAUCAUGAGAAUUCACAGAAAAAUGGAAAAUGGUUUAGAUUGCCAGAAUGGUCCCCGAUACGGAUACUUGAUGAGGAAGCACUUGCUAAAAAACGAGCUCAGGAAGAGGAGUUUCUUGCACAGAGGGCAAGGAUUCGUAGUCUAAGGGAAGAAGAAUCUUGAAAAACUGUACACUAUUUUUUGGAUGUGAUGAUUAUGCAUGCCUUGGAUUUCUAAUGGUCCAACUCCUCACUGUUAAAACUCUAUAUACCCUUCUCCCCUUCUCAACAUUAUUAGUUUCUAAUAUAGUUGAUGAAUGAUGAGCAAUGUCUUCAUAAGAGGUUCGGAACUGUUGAGAAUUAAGUUCUAGUCACCUUUUGGAUUGUGUGAAGAUUUUUCCUCUUCCCUUUCUCGAUAUUACACAUGGGAAAUCCAUAACUUAGUUGAGUGUUUGACUCUUUGUAUCUUAUUGCAUUUUUGAGAGGACUUAAUUCAUACAGAACUUUCUCAUUCUCUCAAUGAAUUGGUCAAUUCAUUUUGUUUUGCUUUUGAUGUUCUGUGAUGCAACCAUGUCCAAAUAGAUUGUCUCAAUUAGAAAGCGAGGCAAUAAGUAGGUAGAACUAGAUGACUAUGUAAACUGUUUUGUACUAUCAAUGUAUCAAAGCUUAUAUUAAGAAAU